AUGUGCAUCUUCCUGUCUCCAAAUAGCCCAAAUAAAGAUCACCUGCCCAUCCUUCCAAACCAAUGUGCGAUGUGGUCUGCCGCUCUGGACCAGUCUGGAUCCUUACAAUGCGGCUUAUAUGCUGAGCUCUUAACUCCGUUCCCUUGUACCCCUGCACCAAUCCCCCUCGAUGCUCCUUCAAAAGAUCAGCUGUUGCACCCAUCCUUCCAGACCAAUGUGCGAUGUGGUCUGCCGCUCCGGACCAGUCUUAAUCCUUUCAAUCGGCCUAUACUUAUGCUUGGCUCUGACUAA
This is a messenger RNA of Laccaria bicolor S238N-H82, 291 nucleotides long. RefSeq lists its product as uncharacterized. The record is from RefSeq and is a predicted model, not a curated record. The transcript has a single exon. Bases 1 to 291 code for a protein of 96 amino acids. NCBI's taxonomy places the organism in Eukaryota, Fungi, Basidiomycota, Agaricomycetes, Agaricales, Hydnangiaceae.